AAACAACAAAUUUGUUAAAAAUCCAUUUGCAAUUGAACCACCACCCAAUUGGCUAAAAGCUCAUAGACCGUCUCGUGCUUGAUCCGAUUCUGUGUUGCAGCAUCUGUAGAGGAACAAGAGCGAUGGCAUGGAGAAGAAACAUAUCGAGGUCUCUCAAAGAGCUCAGGAUUCUUCUCUGUCAAUCAUCUCCAGCUAGUGCUUCCACCAGAACGUUCGUUGAGAAGAAUUACAAAGAUUUGAAGUCUCUAAACCCUAAAUUCCCCUUUCUGAUCCGCGAAUGUAGUGGGAUCCAGCCUCAGAUGUGGGCAAGAUAUGAUAUGGGUGUGGAGAGGUGUGUAAACCUGGAUGGUAUGAGCGAGCCACAGAUUCUAAAGGCUCUUGAAGGCCUUGUGAAAGCCGGAGGAGCUACAAAAGCCUAAGGUUGUUUUGUUUGUGUCUGUUUGUUAUUUUUAUAUUGAUGAUCCCGAAUAAGUUUUAACCGGAAACACUCAUUUUGACAUUUCCCGUCAUUCUACUGCUUUGUAACUCCGGGGUGUCAUAUCGCCUUGCGUUUGCAUUGGUUACUUUUGUAAUCCUUUUCAACUUUGGAAUCAAUCGAACCAUUCCAUAUCAUCGAAA
This is a messenger RNA of Eutrema salsugineum, 618 nucleotides long. RefSeq names its product NADH dehydrogenase [ubiquinone] 1 alpha subcomplex subunit 2. NCBI's taxonomy places the organism in Eukaryota, Viridiplantae, Streptophyta, Magnoliopsida, Brassicales, Brassicaceae. The transcript is spliced from 3 exons. The record is from RefSeq and is a predicted model, not a curated record. Bases 123 to 419 code for a protein of 98 amino acids.